Messenger RNA from Cetraspora pellucida, 357 nucleotides. The record is from the annotation of a GenBank genome assembly. NCBI's taxonomy places the organism in Eukaryota, Fungi, Glomeromycota, Glomeromycetes, Diversisporales, Gigasporaceae.
AUGACUCGCCGCAUGCAAUUAAACGACAAAGGAUGGGUGGUUAGAUUGUUUGCAGGUUUUGUGUUUAGCAAAUCAUUUCUUAAUUUUGAAUUGAAAAAUUAUGACUAUAUUAAUAAUACUUUUCUUAUAACCAAAUAUACUAAUGAAGAUGAAAUUAAAUAUGUUAAUAUAUUUGUUGAAAAUAUUAAAGAUAGUAGUUUAGAAAAUAUACAUAAAGAAUAUAAAAAUGGUUUAGAAGAUAAGCUUGAAGAUAGUUCUUUAAAGAAGAUAAGUAUGAAACAGAUCAUCAUUUCUUUUAAGAUGCUUGAGCAAUAUUUAAAAUACUAUUCUACAAAAAUAGCUUUAAAACAAAGAUAA